UGGGAAGAACAAUGUUCGCUAACCCUUCAAUACUGAACUGAAGAAGUUGUGGACUGUUGACUUUCAUCGAUGUUCUCUUCUUCGUUGAGUCACUGCAAACUAUAAAGUUGCCAAAAAUACACAAAAAGACGUAUUUUGUGUGUGCACUCGGAACUGGACUAUAUUAAACAAGUUAUGUUGACGUUUGAAAUCGACAAUUCUGUCUCGUUGUGAUUUGUGGACGUUAUUUUUUUGGAAUUCUUUCUGGGACUUUCCUCACACCGGAGAACUGAGGCUGAGUGAAGAGGUGCAAUUUGGUUUAGGGCUCAUCAUCACGAUUACUUGGCACGAGGCGUGGUGUACUAGGAGAUGGAGCUCACAGAACACACCCGCUGGAUGGUCGUCAACAAUCAACACGGAGACACACAUAGCGGCGCACAUCCUCACGGACCCCACCCAACCGGCAUGACCCCCUCGGCUACCUCGGAGAGGAUGCCCCAUGCCCCCCACCACAGUCUCAACUUCAUGGAGCCACCGCAGCUCGUACCGCCAGACGACGUGGACGUGUUCUUCCACGCGUUGGACGGGGGCUCCAACGCCGUCAACCCACCAAGCUACUACGCUAACUCUGCCGCUUCUCGAGCGGCCGCCAUGCACAGCUACAGACCGUCACACGCUCGUGUGACUGGAAGCCAAGUCUGCAGGCCCCAUUUCCACACCCCGACCAUCCAGUGGUUCGAGAGCAGCAAGACUCUCCGGCCCGUGCACCAGUCCAGCAACCACUCAGCCUGGUGUACCAGCCCCUUCGGCGGGGCUUCUGCAGCGGUGUCAUCCCACGGUGGGCCGCCGGCUCUCGGCUCCUCAGCCCCCGGAGGUAGUGGUGGUGGUGGUGGUAGCGGGAUCAACUCGCAGUCCAGCCCCCACCUGUUCAACUUCCCACCGACUCCGCCCAAAGACAGCACUCCGGACCACCUGACUACAGCUGGGCUGGGAAUCCACCCGUCAUCAUCAGGCGAGUAUUCACAUAUGGAGGAUAAGGCCAUGCAUCGAGAUCACCAUCUCACCUCUCCUAUCUCCACUGCAUCUUCGUCCGGUGCCAUGUCUAUGGCUGCCAGCUCGACUGCUACGGACACACCGUACAGCACCCAGCACCAUAUGCCGGCUUAUACCACGUACGUCCCGGCACCUGACCUGACCAACUCGCUUGGGUUCCACACUGGGGCUGUCAUGGGGAACAGAAGCUUUAGUGGUUCAGCUCCCAGGCCACGGACCAAGAGCAGAUCCAGUUCUGAGGGGCGAGAGUGCGUCAACUGUGGAGCCACCUCUACCCCCCUGUGGCGCCGGGACGGCAACGGGCACUACCUGUGUAACGCGUGCGGUCUCUACCACAAAAUGAACGGCCAGAAUAGACCGCUCAUCAAGCCCAAGAGAAGACUGUCGGCGGCCAGACGAGCUGGGACGUCUUGCGCCAAUUGCCAGGCCACAACCACCACCCUAUGGCGGAGGAACCCUAACGGGGACCCUGUCUGUAAUGCCUGUGGGCUCUACUACAAGCUUCACGGGGUCAACCGGCCACUGACGAUGAAGAAAGACGGCAUCCAGACUCGGAACCGCAAGCUCUCCACCAAGUCCAAGAAGAACAAGGGCAAACUGAUCAUGGAGUCCAUGAAGCCCAUGGACGACGGCUACCCCAAGUUCCCCAUGUUCGCCGAGCAGCACCAGAACCUGGCCCACUCCCACGCCCACUACCACGGGGGCAUGUCGGACUACACCAUGGCCGGGCCCACCACCACGUCCCUGCACCACCCGCAUCACCACUCGCACGUGGCGCCUCACUCCAUGGCGUACAGUCCGUCCUCGUUGUGCAAUUCUCUGUACCAGACGGGGCCGACUCACGUUCCGGUGCCCUGUAGUCUGCCCAUGUCAUCCUCUACUGGAUCUAUGGUCGGAGCUAUGGCGUGAGCCGUGGGGAUAUGACCGUGAAGCUAUGGACCAUUGAUGAAGAAAUAGCCUCGACGGAUAGAUAUUUGCUAUCAACCCAUGAGGCGCAAAGAUAAAAAAAA
Messenger RNA from Patiria miniata (bat star), 2042 nucleotides. Its product is annotated as GATA-binding factor 2-like. The record is from RefSeq and is a predicted model, not a curated record. Gene Ontology annotation, molecular function: RNA polymerase II cis-regulatory region sequence-specific DNA binding; DNA-binding transcription factor activity, RNA polymerase II-specific; zinc ion binding. NCBI's taxonomy places the organism in Eukaryota, Metazoa, Echinodermata, Asteroidea, Valvatida, Asterinidae. Bases 349 to 1941 code for a protein of 530 amino acids. Gene Ontology annotation, cellular component: nucleus. The transcript is spliced from 6 exons. Gene Ontology annotation, biological process: cell fate commitment; negative regulation of transcription by RNA polymerase II; positive regulation of transcription by RNA polymerase II.